Molecule: messenger RNA, 1337 nt
Organism: Saitoella complicata NRRL Y-17804
Lineage: Eukaryota; Fungi; Ascomycota; Saitoellomycetes; Saitoellales; Saitoellaceae
Exons: 3
Coding region: 44-1252 (402 amino acids)
Biological process (GO): inner mitochondrial membrane organization
Cellular component (GO): mitochondrial inner membrane
Source: RefSeq, a predicted model, not a curated record
GUCCGCAAAAAGACAUUGAAGAUUAAAUUCCAAUUGAUCAGCUAUGGCCUCUCGAUCUCUGGGCCUCGCACCGUCCCUCCGCUCCUCCCAUAUCAUCCGCAGCUCUACGCUCGCUGCCGCUCGCUCCUUCCAUGUCACCCAAGAAGCAGUGACCUCCAUCGACGUCAACGAGUCCGUCCGCGCCGUACCGAAACUGAGCGGUGCCGGGCCCUUCGCGGCAGAGACUACAAUGCAAGUCAUCGGGAGUAGUGCGAGUCUGCUGAGUGUGAGCGUUCCGGCGAGUGCGCCGUUGUAUACGCGACGAGGGACCUUGGUCGGCAUGAACGGGAAUCUGGAAAACACUACGAGUACAUUGUCCCUAACCCAAUCCCAAGGCCCUGCAACCCCCCUCCACCGCCUCUCCCUCGCCCAACCCUUCCUCUACCAUAAACUCACGAGCACGGCCCCCUUCUCCGCACUCAUCUCUACCAAAUCACAGAUCUCGUCGUUUUCGCUGCUCACGCUCGAUGGACGCGUUGAUUGGGUUGUUGCGAAGCGGGAUGCGUUGUUGGCGUGGACCGGGUCGGCACUCGUUGUGAAGCCGAGGGCAAAUCUGCGAGGUGGCAUCGGAGCAUGGUCCCAGACUCUCUUGACAGGCCGCGGCCAAGUCGCCCUCACAGCCCCCGGUCAAAUCUUCCAAAUCAACCUCGAAGCCGGUGAAUCAUACCUCCUCUCCCCCUCCAACCUCCUCGCAUACUCCGCUACCUCCUCUUCCCCCUCCUCUCCAACUCCCUAUCGUCUCCAAUCGUCCGCCCAGCGAAUGUUCAACCUCCAAGUUCCGUCAUUGUCGGGCUUAGUCAAAAUCCCCGAAUCAGACUUUUUGUCACAGGUACAGACGAGCACUGCAUUCAAGACCGCGGCGAAAUUAUGGACGAAAGCACGCGCGUGGACGCGGAGAACGAUCUACGGCGACAAACAAUUCCAGAAAUUCGAGGGUCCGGCGACGAUUUUGGUUCAGUCUCGUGCGAGGGGGUUUACCGACAUUAUCUCCACGCGUCAGGUUAGUGAGAUGGCUGAACUCACGCCUGGGGCUGCACAAAGUCUCGAAGCACGAUUCACUACCUCUGCUACUGGAAAGGAUGAACUUGAGGAGAGCAAUAGGGAGAGUGAGAGGGCAAAUUAUGCGGGGACUUUGAAGGUUGCGACGGUGAAGGAUGGACGAGUGGUUUUGGAGGAUACGCCGAAUUUUGAGGAGUUUGUUCCGAGGCGGUAAGGGUGUAGGGCGUGGGUGGGAUGUGGAAAAGUAAGAUAAAGGUACGAUUGAAAAAGCAAAGCAAUAUAUAUACCCAUCUCACGUG